AUGUCCACGAGCAAGGAAAGCACAGUGGAGUUCUUGACUCAAGCUUGCUGUGGUACCAUCAUGGCUCUUUUUCGUAUGGGAAUUGUAGAUCCUGAUUCAUACAAAGAUCAACUCGUUGUGUUGAUGUCUCGCUACCUUAACAACUGCUGGAAUGCGCUUCUUCGAGGUGAUGAUCCUGUUGUAAUUAGUACAUACGCCGCCAUUAACCAUGACCGUCCUAACUGCGUGUUCAAAAAAUUUUUUGAUUUGGGAACGCAUGCAUUUCCGGAGCGGUGCCCUGAAGAGCUCCUGAAAUAUUCACCUGAUGACCCACAACAUCUUGAGGACGCACGAAUAGAAGUUUCAGAGCUGUUGAAAGCUUUUUUUUCAGAAAAUAUACCUGAUGAUUUUUGGAAUCAUGAAUGUGACGGCUUGUCACUGGAGGAGGAGCGGAGCAUUUGGGCACAAAACGGCUGCGCUACAGAAGAAUUUUUUGUUCUUUCUGGGACACGUUCUUUAUUGAGCUAG
Messenger RNA from Trypanosoma cruzi, 507 nucleotides. RefSeq lists its product as uncharacterized. The record is from RefSeq and is a predicted model, not a curated record. The transcript has a single exon. The coding region runs from base 1 to 507 and encodes 168 amino acids. NCBI's taxonomy places the organism in Eukaryota, Euglenozoa, Kinetoplastea, Trypanosomatida, Trypanosomatidae.